AUGAUCACUUAUCCAUCAGCGUUGAGUGCAGCUCGCGCGCAUGUGAAGCUGCGGUCUUCAUACUUAUACUUCACCCGACGAUGCCAUCUUACCCUUGCAAUCGAGACCUCAUGCGAUGAUACAUCCGUGGCUCUAUUAGAUAAAAGACAAUUAUCUAAUGGCAAAGUAGGAGCAAAACUCCUUUUCCAUAAGAAAGUGACAUCAAAUAACACCGAAUAUCAUGGAGUCCAUCCCCUAGUCUCUCACCGUUCGCACCAAGAGAAUUUAGCAGACUUGGUCAACGAGGCAGCUCAGCACCUGCCAUCAGGUAUCGUUCCGGACUUGAUUUGCGUCACGCGAGGUCCUGGAAUGCGCUCGAACCUUUCCACUGGUAUCGACACCGCAAAAGGAUUAGCUGUCGCAUGGCAGAGACCGUUCCUUGGUGUACAUCAUAUGCAGGCUCACGCUUUGACUCCAAGACUUGUUGCAGCAUUGCAGAAUGCUCAAGAGGCAAACACUCUAGGCUCUAGCGAAGACGUAACUGCUCAGACCUAUGCCCAACAAAAGCCGGAGCCACAGUUUCCUUUCCUUUCCGUCCUCGCGUCUGGCGGUCACACUAUACUCAUACAUUCUAGGUCCUUAGCGGACCACAGGAUUCUGGGUAGUUCAAGCGACAUAGCAAUUGGACAAUGUCUGGAUAAAGUGGCUCGCGCUGUGCUCCCACCUGAGUUAUUACGAAACGCUCGCACAACCAUGUAUGGAGCAUUACUAGAAGAGUUCGCUUUCACGGAAUUAUCGGCAGGAAAUACGAAGGGUUAUGGAGCUCAAUCAGAGAAGAGUAUUGCAGCUAAACAACACGAGGCACAAUACAGCCUUGAGGUUAACAAUGCUGAGAACUAUCGAGCAAUCUACGAAACACGAUAUGCAUAUACUGUGCCUAAGAAUGACGAAGUGGCAAGGGAACGGAAUCUGACGAAAUGGGGUUGGGCUUUUCAUCAACCGCUUACAAAGGCUGGUGGUGGACUAAAGAUCAAGUCCUUAGAGAUGAGCUUUACCGGGUUAAUGACUGCUGCAGAACGGGCCAUUCAUUUUCAGACAGAUCCGAACACUCGAAAGCUCACCAAAGUAGAGAGGUCGCCCGAAGACGUCAGUGUGGAGGAGAGGAAGAGCAUGGCGUAUGAAGCCAUGCGGGCUGCAUUUGAACAUGUAUCAAACCGCGCUGUUCUGGCUCUGCAACGAGCAGAAGAGCCACUUUCGACCAUAGUCCUCUCCGGAGGGGUUGCAGCUAACUCCUUUUUCAGAUAUAUUCUAGCAAGCACACUCUGCGCCCAGAACCUUCCGGACACCAGGCUUGUAUUCCCUCCCCCAGCUCUCUGCACAGAUAAUGCAGCAAUGAUUGCCUGGGCCGGUCUGGAGAUGUUCGAAGCGGGGCACAUAGACUCGCGAAAGAUUAGGGCUCUUCGAAAGUGGCCACUUGACCAGAUCCUUACGCCAUCGCAAGACGAUUAG
Molecule: messenger RNA, 1488 nt
Organism: Aaosphaeria arxii CBS 175.79
Lineage: Eukaryota; Fungi; Ascomycota; Dothideomycetes; Pleosporales
Exons: 3
Coding region: 1-1488 (495 amino acids)
Biological process (GO): mitochondrial tRNA threonylcarbamoyladenosine modification
Cellular component (GO): mitochondrion
Source: RefSeq, a predicted model, not a curated record